AAGCCACGGUGCCCGGGGCCGGGGUGCGCCCCUCUGCUGGCAGCCCUAGCGCCGGGCUCCCAACCCCGGAGUUGCCCAAGACACUGGGAGACUCCUCCCCGGGGACCUUCCCCCUCUGGGGCGCGUCAUUCUCCCCACCCCUGGGUCCGGACCCUGGCGGCUUGUCGCGAGCCCGCAACGCCAGGGACAAGUCGCGGGCACCUGCUCCGGAGCCCGGGAGCCCGGGGCGUCGGUGUGCCCAGGGCCCCAUGGAGCUGCCGGCCAGCAACGCCAGCUGCGAGAACGGCUCCCUGAUCAGCAUCUACUGCUCCUCCCAACCAGUCCUGUGCCAGAUCGUCGGAGACCUCAGUUCCGAGGCGCCCGGCAAUGCCACCUUCAUCAGCUGGCAGGAAAGGGUCAGGAAGUACUAUGGCUUCUACAUCGGCCUGGGCUUGGCCUUCUUGUCCUGCUUCCUCAUCGGCAGCAGCGUUAUCCUCAAGAAGAAAGGCCUCUUGCGACUGGUGGCCACGGGGGCCACUCGGGCUGUGGACGGAGGUUACGGCUACCUGAAGGAUGCCAUGUGGUGGGCUGGAUUUCUCACCAUGGCUGCUGGAGAAAUUGCCAACUUUGGGGCCUACGCAUUUGCUCCUGCAACAGUCGUCACGCCUCUGGGAGCGCUGAGCGUCCUCAUAAGUGCCAUCCUCUCCUCUUAUUUCCUGGGAGAGAGUCUGAAUUUGCUUGGAAAGCUGGGCUGUGUGAUCUGUGUGACUGGCAGCACAGUGAUGGUGAUACAUGCCCCCGAGGAAGAAAAGGUGACUACAGUCGUUGAGAUGGCAUCCAAGAUGAAAGACACAGGGUACAUCGUGUUCGCUGUGCUGCUGCUGGUGUUCUGCCUCAUCCUCAUCUUCGUCCUCGCCCCUCGUUAUGGGCAAAGGAAUAUCCUUAUUUACAUCAUCAUCUGCUCCGUCAUCGGGGCCUUCUCCGUGACGGCCGUCAAGGGGCUGGGCAUCACCAUUAGGAACUUCUUCCAGGGGAUGCCGGUGGUGCGGCACCCCCUCCCCUACGUCCUGUCCCUCAUCCUGGCACUGUCACUCAGCACGCAGGUCAACUUCCUCAACAGGGCCCUGGACAUCUUCAACGCCUCCCUGGUGUUCCCCAUCUACUACGUGACCUUCACCACAGUGGUGGUGACCUCCUCCAUCAUUCUCUUCAAGGAGUGGCACAGCAUGUCGGGAGUGGACAUUGUGGGCACGCUCGCUGGCUUUGUCACCAUCAUCCUGGGUGUCUUCAUGCUUCAUGCUUUCAAAGACCUGGACAUCAGCGGGGCCAGCUUGCCCCGCAUGCACAAAAACCCACCCCCACCUCCCAACCCGGAGCCCACUGUCAUCAGACUGGAAGACAAGAACGACCUGGUGAACAAUAUGGAACGCUCCAGCACCCCAUCGCCAGAAGAAAAGCCCAAAGUAUUUAUAAUCCGUUCUUAAAGAGUACGGAGUGAGAGGGCGAGCCUAUGGAACAGUCUGAGUUUUCAAUUUCAGAAUCAUCCGGUUAUUUUCAUUUUCAGCACUGUUACCAAUGGGCUCCCUUCCCUUGAGAUUUUCGUUUAUACCUCAUCACUGUUUCCAGGAGAAAUAUCCCUACCCAGUGAGUGGUGGUGCCAGAACUUCCUAGAAACAGAGCCUCAGUGACCAAAUAGCCUACUUUACAUUGGUGCCAGCGGGUCCCCUGGACCUUCCUUCCCACUCGGUGCCGUCCCUGGCUGCAUACAUUGUUGGGAAAAACAUAGAAUUUGACCUGUUGAAUGUAGCAGAAUCCAAGAACCUCCCUGAGAUAUUGGUUGUCAGGAAAUCCUUAGCACCACUUCUCAUCCUGAGUUCAAACUGCUGUAUCUCGGCCUAAAAAGAAGGGGCAGCGGGUCCUAGAGGCCAGAGAGAGCGUCGGCAUGCUUCUCUACCCAGAGCCAGCAGAGAUGCAACUAAUGUCAAAUUCCAUGUUGCUUUUGCCAUGUCCCCUUUGGAGACACAAGCAAGACCUCAGCUGCCCUUCUUACUGUGAAAGCAUCAGAUGUCUCAGGGAAAAAUUUCAACCAGCCCAUUCCCCAAGAAGUCCAGCCUGGGGGUCAGCAUCGUUUCCAUCACCCCAUCCCCAUCUCCUCUCACUCUCUCGUUCUCUCUCUCCCUCUCUCCAUCCUAAGGAGUCAGUCGCUGACACAUUCAGGCAGUGAUCUUAGGACUCAGAGUAAAACAACAACAAAAGAUGCUUCACGGCCAAUUCUGUUGACUACAGUGCUUCGUUGUGCCUUAGUCUGGAGAAAGAACAGCAGCUGCUCUGUUCUUAAAAAUGGUCUGGCUGUCAAGCUAGAAUUCAGCAGAAAGCAUUCUCCUUUUCUUCAAGGAGUAUUCCAAAUAUGAUUUGGCGAUGUGGGGAAAAGUGUGAGGAGCAAACUCAGGAUUUGGCCAAAAGUAGUCAGAGGCUCUCUGGAAACCAGGGGCUAACAUUUGUGUUUACACUGGUGCCAACCAAGAACCCUAGUCGAAAAGGGCUCUGGGGUAAUUUCUGGCCUGCAACCUCAGUCUUGACUAGUGGAGUUGGCCUUGAGCCUCAGUGACCAAGUGGGAGCACAGACUCAGCAUGGGGUGCAUUCUGGCUGUUAAAACCAGAUUGCCACCAAGUCCCCAAGUCCCCGAGCUGCCCGCACUGGGAGGCAGGGGGUUGUGGCUGCUCCACUCCACCUGCUGGAGGGGCGGCCGUUGGUCCCCUCCCAUUUGGCUAGAAGCAUCCAAAAAGAGCAGCUGGAGAGAAAGAUAAUUGCUCUCUUCCCUUCCUGCCUUCUUUCUAGCUGAAAGAAUGUAGAGGGUGGGGCAGGCACCAUUGGAGAGGGCAGCCAGGAAGGCAGCACAUCUGUAAAAAAGGCAGACUUGGCCCUCAGCCCUCAGCCCUCCCUGUGGAAAUGGCAGCUCCAUUCCUGUGUUUAUGUCCCGUGUCCUAAGCACAGCCAAGCCCAGGCCAAACUCUGGCUGACUGUGGAGCUCCCAAGGCCCAGCUGACCAACAGGCAGGCUCCAGCCUCAACCCCCAGUUUUUAAUGAAUGUGGGUUUCUGUCUGUAAAUAAGAUCAAUGCAACAUGUUGGAUCUUGAGAAUGGAAGGAACCUGAGGGACCUGACAGUAUGGUCUGCAGGGUCAAGAAUAAAGACUUCAGAGUGUGUUUCCUUCAUACAUGUUUCUCGGCCUUCCUUGGACACAGAGUAAUUAUAUUGUUUCCUCUGGUGCUGGGGGCUGGUCCCUGAUCUCAGAGUGGCUGCCAAGGAAGCCCCUAUGUUUUCCAUGAGCCACUCCUGCACUAGAGU
Choloepus didactylus (southern two-toed sloth) is the source of this 3327-nucleotide messenger RNA. It is a transcript of the gene NIPAL4, whose product is annotated as NIPA like domain containing 4. The record is from RefSeq and is a predicted model, not a curated record. Gene Ontology annotation, molecular function: magnesium ion transmembrane transporter activity. Gene Ontology annotation, cellular component: membrane. The coding region runs from base 249 to 1463 and encodes 404 amino acids. The transcript is spliced from 6 exons. Lineage: Eukaryota; Metazoa; Chordata; Mammalia; Pilosa; Megalonychidae. Gene Ontology annotation, biological process: magnesium ion transport.